Hibiscus syriacus is the source of this 976-nucleotide messenger RNA. RefSeq lists its product as uncharacterized. The coding region runs from base 50 to 919 and encodes 289 amino acids. Gene Ontology annotation, cellular component: chloroplast. Gene Ontology annotation, molecular function: RNA binding. The record is from RefSeq and is a predicted model, not a curated record. The transcript is spliced from 7 exons. Gene Ontology annotation, biological process: DNA-templated transcription termination; regulation of DNA-templated transcription. Lineage: Eukaryota; Viridiplantae; Streptophyta; Magnoliopsida; Malvales; Malvaceae.
GAACUUCGAAGUAGAAGAAGAUAGGGUAGUCAGAGCGGGCAAAGAGAAGAUGGAGGGAAUCCAGUUGAGCUGUGUUUUAAGCUGUUAUUACACUACCAAAACCCAUUUCCGAUUACGCCGCCAGUCGCCGGAGCUUCCAUUUCCGAGCUUUCCUCCGCCCAAUCGUCGACACCGUGCAAGCCUCAGAACUCGAACUUCACUCCCUUCCAUGGAACUCCAGGUCCAGGACCAACAAGCAUUUCACAAAUCCAAAGACGUGCUACCUAAAAUCGACAAAAGUGGCCGCUUUUGCAGCCCUAGAGCCGCCCGGGAGCUUGCUUUAUUAAUCGUUUAUGCGUCGUGUUUGCAAGGCUCGGACCCUAUUCGGCUGUUUGAGAAACGGAUAAAUGUAGCCAGAGAACCCGGUUAUGAAUUCGACAAGGAUUCGUUAUUGCAAUACAACCACAUGAGCUACGGAGGAGCUCCGGUCACUACGCUAUCCAUUGAAGAAGCCGAUGAGCUUUUACGCAGCGAUGAGCAGGAUUCCGCCAUCGAGGCCGAAGUUCUAUCGGCUCCUCCGAAGUUGGUGUACAGCAAACUUAUUUUGAGUUUCGCAAGGAAACUUUUGGUAGCAACCGUGGACAAAUGGGACAGUCAUGUCCUUGUUAUCGAUAAAGUCGUGCCAUCAAAUUGGAAGAAUGAGCCGGCUGGUAGGAUUUUGGAGCUUAGUAUUCUUCACUUGGCAAUGUCGGAGAUAACUGUUCUUGGGACCCGACACCCAAUUGUCAUUAACGAGGCCGUCGAUCUUGCAAAGCGGUUCUGUGACGGGGCAGCACCACGAGUAAUCAACGGGUGCCUACGGACGUUUGUGAAGGAUCUUGCUGGAACCAGCCAAGCUCAGGCUUCGAAAUCUAACCAGGAAGUACCACUUAAAGUAUGAAAGUUAGUUCGUUCAAAGCCAUCUUUUGCUUCUCGUCGGUCUCCGAGUUACCACUUC